This is a messenger RNA of Coffea eugenioides, 804 nucleotides long. RefSeq lists its product as uncharacterized. The record is from RefSeq and is a predicted model, not a curated record. The coding region runs from base 128 to 451 and encodes 107 amino acids. The transcript is spliced from 3 exons. Gene Ontology annotation, biological process: translation. Gene Ontology annotation, molecular function: structural constituent of ribosome. NCBI's taxonomy places the organism in Eukaryota, Viridiplantae, Streptophyta, Magnoliopsida, Gentianales, Rubiaceae. Gene Ontology annotation, cellular component: ribosome.
UUUUUUUUUUUUUUCCAACUCUCAGACGCCUCACCCUUUCCACUUCACUUUCUCCCCAUUUUCUCUCGCCAUCAGUUCUUCGCCGGCCGAUCAAUUGUCGCCGGAGUAUUCAAGUUAUCUACUAGAAAUGAUGAACGUCGUCGCGAAGUACAUGCCGACGAUUUUGACUCGCUCAAGUGCGGUGCUGAACUCAGUGAGUCAUGAGCUCCAGCAGCAGCGAGGCAUCCGAGUCCAAGUACGGGAUUUAAAUUUGGAGCGAGCGUUAUCGCUUAUGCAAAAGAAGAUGCAAUCCAGCGGAAUCGAGCGGCUGAUAAAGAGCGAGCAAAGUCAUCAUAUUAAGAACUCGGAGAAGCGAGUUUUAGCUCGUAAAGCACGCGAACGUACAGUUCAGUCCCAGCAAUUUUCUCGCGUUCUCAAAUCUCUGCUCGACAAGAAAGUCAGGGGUCUAUAAACCUAUCUCAGAAUAGCGUCACAUAUAUUUGAUAGGUAAUUGCUUGGUGGCAAAUGUUUUGACGCUAGCAAGUCCUGAGUGUUAAGUCAUCAUGAAGGUUUUAGUGGCUUUCUCAACUUUGAAUUGUAUCUCAAGAACCUUUAUUGUUUUUUCCCAAUGGUAUACUAGUGGUGUAUGGUAAAAGGAUUACAGGAAGUUGAUUGUUGCCAGAAAUUGGGAAGCAAUUGAUAAUGUUGGAGACCAUUGAGGCUAUUGCCAGCUUGUUUGAUUUAGGCAGAACUUGAUUUCUUUAAGGUUUCAGCCAGUUUGGUCCAAAAAUAUAGCUCUGAAAAUGAUGGUUGUUUUUUGGCUAA